GACUGCUUGUUCUAGUUUCCUCCAGCUGGCGGUAAUGUUUUUGUGACGGACCCAUGCUCCUGCCAUCAUUUCCGCUCGAUGUUGUCAACAUGUGAGAGAUGGCUUCACGGGUCCAGGAGGUAACCCUGCUCGGUGUCUGUGAUGGAGACCUGGACUCUAACCGGUACCAGACCUCAUACCUGACUAAUAAAGUGGGGGGCCAUCCGGACGUGUUCCCGGGCUUCUGUCCUCUCUCUCCCCGCUGUUCUCGCUGCGGAGCUCCGUUAGCUCUCGUGGUCCAGGUGUACUGCCCCCUCGAGGCCUCCCCCUACCACAGAAACCUCCACCUGUUCGCGUGCCCAGGUGAGGAGUGUAGCGGCAGGUCGGAGAGCUGGAGGGUGGUCCGCUCUCAGUGUUUAGAGGAGGAGACAGCGAGGACACCCAGCAGGUCUGUCCCCGUUCAGGAGGCUCCUCUGGCGGCCACAGACUGGUGUGACUCCGCGGAUGACUGGGGGAUGGAGGGAGAGGAGGGCUGGGGAGGAGGAGGUGAGAAGAAGGAGGAGGAGGAGGAGGAGGCAGCUCCUGAGGCUGAGGCACCCUGUGACACUGACGUCAGCACCCAGCUUCAGGAUCUCAGUCUGAGUGAACAUCUGGAGGAUGCUCCCAUCUUCCGCCCGUUCUUCAUCAGCGUGGUGGAGGAGUCAGAUCUGUACGGAGAGGAAGAUGACCUUCAUCACGCCCAGCAGCUGCUGAGGGAGUAUGAGAAGAGAGAGGGAGUCGCAGUGGGAGAGCUGGACGGCGACGGCGGAGGAGGAGAAGGAGGGGGGGAGAAGUACGAGAAGACGAGGGCUCGCCACGGAGACACCGUCUUCUCCAGGUUCAUGAAGAAGAUCUCGGUGUGCCCUGAGCAGAUCCUGCGGUACUGUCGAGGAGGGAAACCGCUCUUCAUCUCUGAGCCGCCACCCAACACGGCUCAGAUGGUUUCAGCGUGCGGCUCCUGUGGAGGGUCGAGGACGUUUGAGAUGCAGCUGAUGCCGGCUCUGGUCAGUCUCCUGCAGAGGAAGGAUGGAGGUGCGGAGGCAGAGCUGGAGUUUGGGACGGUGCUGGUUUAUACCUGCACGAAGAGCUGCUGGACGGCCGGGUCGAAAACAGCUGUGGACGAGUUCUGCUUGGUUCAGUCAGACCCUGACCAGCAGCUCUUUAAAUAAACUAACACGUUAGAGGAUCUGUAUCAGAACUUACCUGUUUGAUUUGAAAUGGUUACGAUGACUCACUUUUUACAAACCAAAGAAACUGUCUGAAGGCUUACCUUAAGUAUUAGAAUUGACUUCACUCGCAAUCCAGUUCCUCUUCCAUCAAGAAUGAUUAAUAUUUGAAGCAAGAAAUGUGGGAAACCUUUUAUAAAGUACAAAAACAGAAAUUCAGAGACUUUUAACAGCAGUGGAAAGGAAAUAAAACCUAUUUAUAGACUGCAUGAACAGAGAUUUGUUUGUUUAGGGUAUUCAGAUGUCAAGUGGUUCUCCUUACUGCUCUGUGUGGAUGCACUUUAGUGUGCACAGAAAAUGGGCUGAUAUCUGAUAGCUCAGACUGCAUAUUGAGGUGGUCUGAGAUGUCUGGAUUGGAUGUUGGCAUUAAAAAAUGCACUGUCAGCUAACGUGAUCUGCAUUUUUCCACCAGUAAAUAAAUAAAACAUGGCUUUAUGUAAGUCCAUCCAGCCUCACUCGGAGUGAUUGGGAUUCCAGGUCUUCUCAGAGAACAUUUGUGGGAAUUUUCCAAUCAUGACUUUUGGCCGUGCUGAUUUGCUUUUCCUCCACCAGUUUCACAGCACCUAGAAUGCUCCUGCUUUGGAGCAGGGCCCCAGCCCGCCGUGGUGUUGUCACAGUGGUCUAUCAUCAUUUGGCGGAUGUCUUGCAGACGCAUUCAAGUAGCAACCACUGCACCAAACUUUGAAAUACCUCAGGACAACAGAACAGACUGGCACGAUGUGAUUGGUCAGCUAAACCAAACAGAACUUUUCUGGUGGGACGCUGCUUCUUCAGCUCUAGACGCUCCCUCAAACAGGUAGCUUGGUUGUGGUGGAAAAGCAAAUCCUGUGCCAUACCGAGUCAAACCAAUUAGAGCGGGGUCGCUCACUGUAAAAGCUGUCUCAAACUACACUAAUACAGCCAGAAUUAUGCCCGACUGCAACGUUGCAGCUCAUGGUCAAACUGUUGGGUCCAAUUUUGAGUGUAAGGAAUAACAAAUGGUCCUGGGGUGUGUCAUAAUUAACAAUGCAUCCAAGACGUUUAAUGACCCCGACUCUAAAAGACUAGCAUGUCAGAAAUGUUCUUACAUCUCUGCAUCAUCAUUUACCAGAAUCCCUACUUUUUAAUAAUGUUGCAAAGCAGACAAAUUCGCCCAUUUCUGUGUUUCUAACUGGUGAAUCCAUCUUGCAAAGCUCCCAUCUGAACCGUUUGGGCCUGGUUAGAAAGUGACAGGACCAAUCAGCGACGAGGGGCAGUACUUUCAGGCGCGGCGGAGUCAUGAUGCAAGCAAGCAGCGAGAAGCAGCCGGUGUAGUUAUGGUGGAAGAUAUUAGCGCGGAUGCUGCUAAAGUGCCAGUUUUAUCAGAACUUGACGACAUUUCUUCGUUAAAAGAAGCAGUGAGUUGUUUUCUUUUCAAAAACAACAAAAGUCAUGUACUGACAUGUCUACAGUCGCCAUGGUUCACGUUAUGUUCUCUAUGGUGUUUACUCCUCUGUAGCGGCUACGUCAUGUGUUUUGUUGCUCUGAUUGGCCCGUAAAGAUGUGACAGACAGAAUGCUCAUCCAAUCACCCUCCAAGUUUUUUUCAAAGGCUCUGCCCUUUCCCAAACACUGUCAAUGGAAGGUUUACCAGAUGGAUGUGUGGAACACAUCCAUCUGGCCUGUCAGGUUAACUUUUUCUCCCUCCAAAGAACUAAUGUGUACUAUUUAUUUUAUUGUAUUUACAUUUUCACAUGCAUACCUCAAGUUCUAUCUGAAGGAGAGAGUCAAUAUUGUCCUCCUCUUUUACACCCAUAAUUGUUAUCCAUAAUCUAAUCCAUAAUUGUUUGUUAUUGUGUCUCACACACCGUCAUGGAGAAAAUACGACAAAAUUUGCAUAGUCUGACGUGGUGCCGUCUAAAAUCGUGUACUCUUAGCUGGCCUUGAUGGAAAAAGCCCCAUCGGAAUUAAACACAGUAAUACGAGUCAGUCUUUAGGCUGUAGCUCUCAUUACCUUCGCCAAGGAGGUUAUGUGAUCGGCAGGGUUUGUUAG
Molecule: messenger RNA, 3254 nt
Organism: Cheilinus undulatus (humphead wrasse)
Lineage: Eukaryota; Metazoa; Chordata; Actinopteri; Labriformes; Labridae
Gene: pdcd2l
Product: programmed cell death 2-like
Exons: 2
Coding region: 99-1187 (362 amino acids)
Cellular component (GO): cytoplasm
Source: RefSeq, a predicted model, not a curated record